CUCUUCAGCAAGGCAUUUCGGGAGCCACGGUCGUACCGUGUACAUCAAGUAUUCCCAAUAUAAGCAAAAAAAAAAAAAAAAUCGUUAAUAUCGAUUCUUAUAUUGAUAUUUUAAUCCCUUGUGACAAACAGUGAUUUUUGUUCAUCGAUUUUUUUUUUUCGGAAAUUUUAACAGAAAAUUUUGGAAAUUUUUUACCAAAAUUUUUUUUUUUACAUAAAAAGUGAAUUUUAGACGAAGAAAUUAGUGUGAUAUGACCCUAGUGAAAAAAGAGAGCAUUGUUUUACCAAUAAUGUUGACUCAACAACAUAUUCGUCAUCAUGGACUUGUGCCUGUUUCUGUAAAUAAUGUAUCACAGCAACAAAUUCAUCGUGGCAAUGUUAUUGUAUCAACUGGUACAUUGGCAACAGGUACGGAUGUGAAAAUUGCUCUACAACAGCAGCAGCAACAACAACAGCAGCAGCAGCAGCAGCAAAAUUGUAAUAAUAAACGUACAAAAAUGUAUCAAACAACACCCUAUGGUACAGUACAUCAACCGGCAUCAGUUGCACGUCGCAAUGCACGUGAACGUAAUCGAGUGAAACAAGUGAACAAUGGAUUUGCAAAAUUACGUCAGCAUAUACCGCAAAGUGUUGCACAGGCAUUGGGUGGUAAUACAGCGGGUACACAUGGUGGUGCUCGUGCCGGUAGUAAAAAACUCUCUAAAGUUGAAACAUUAAGAAUGGCAGUUGAAUAUAUAAGAAGUUUACAAUUAUUAUUAGACGAUCAAGAUGGUUCGGAAAUUGAUGCAUCAACAUCAAUUUUAUCAUCGUCACCAAAUUCAUCGAAUCAACAACAUUCACCAAUUGAAAUGAGACUACAUGCACCAAGUGAACAUGGUAGUGAUAUUAGUGGACAUUAUAGUCAUAAUCAUCAUCAUCAUCAUCAUAGUCAGCAGCAUCAGCAGCAUCAUAAUAUGAGACAAAAUCCAUCGAGUCCUGGUUAUGCAGCAACACCAUGCUCAGAGGCAUCGAGUGCAUCGCCAACGCCAAGUUUUGUAUCGGAGGCAUCGUCAGCUGGUAGUCAAGGUUAUGGAACCAGUUCAUCGGUGACGUUGUAUGUUGCACCGUCCGAUACAUAUGAUAUGUAUGAGCCAACAAGUCCUGAGGAUGAGGAAUUACUGGAUUGCAUCUCCUGGUGGCAGCAGAGCCAAGGAUGAUGAUGAGGAAGUUUCAUUAUUGGGAGUUUGACUUCCGCCUCUCUAACAGAAUUCCAUAAAAGACUGUACAUAUAAAAAAUAUAUAUGUGUAUUCUGAAAGAGAGGAAAACCUCCAUCGGCUGUUCCACCAACUGUGAUCUAGUCAAAAAAAAAAAAAAAAAAAAAAAAUCCCUCUGGGAAAAAACAAUUUCCGGCGGAAAAAAUUCAUAUAUAUUUUAUUAAUAAUGUAAAAAUACAUUUUUCAUUUUCGAAAAAAAAAAUAAUGUAAUAAAAAUAAUAUUUCUCAGCCCAAAAAAAAAAAAAGAAAAAAAAAUGGUACAUUAUUAUUA
This is a messenger RNA of Leptopilina boulardi, 1524 nucleotides long. RefSeq names its product achaete-scute complex protein T3-like. The transcript has 2 exons. Gene Ontology annotation, biological process: regulation of transcription by RNA polymerase II; developmental process. Gene Ontology annotation, molecular function: DNA-binding transcription factor activity, RNA polymerase II-specific; RNA polymerase II transcription regulatory region sequence-specific DNA binding; protein dimerization activity. Bases 251 to 1195 code for a protein of 314 amino acids. Lineage: Eukaryota; Metazoa; Arthropoda; Insecta; Hymenoptera; Figitidae. The record is from RefSeq and is a predicted model, not a curated record.